Molecule: messenger RNA, 1940 nt
Organism: Coregonus clupeaformis (lake whitefish)
Lineage: Eukaryota; Metazoa; Chordata; Actinopteri; Salmoniformes; Salmonidae
Product: DCN1-like protein 1
Exons: 5
Coding region: 91-543 (150 amino acids)
Biological process (GO): positive regulation of ubiquitin-protein transferase activity; protein neddylation
Cellular component (GO): ubiquitin ligase complex
Molecular function (GO): ubiquitin conjugating enzyme binding; ubiquitin-like protein binding; cullin family protein binding
Source: RefSeq, a predicted model, not a curated record
GCCUCUUACUGCCUGACCCAGAAUGUCUGGAAACUAGAGGGGGCCACAGACAACUACUUCCAGAACCCAGACCUCUACUACAAGGAAUCCAUGAAAACUCCUGUGGAGAAGAAGCUGGAACAACUCUACAACUGCUACAAAGAUCCCCAGGAUGAGAAUAAGAUUGGCAUCGACGGCAUCCAGCAGUUCUGCAAUGACCUCACCCUGGACCCGGCCAGCAUCAGAGUCCUGGUGUUGGCGUGGAAGUUCCGGGCUGCCACCCAGUGCGAGUUCAGCAAGGAGUUCCUGGACGGCAUGUCCGAACUGGGGUGCGACAGCCCCAGAGAAGCUGAAGGCUCUUCUUCCCAGAUUAGAACAAGAGCUGAAAGACAGCGGAAAGUUCAGGACUUCUACCAGUUCACCUUCAACUUCGCCAAGAACCCUGGACAGAAGGGUUUAGAUCUAGAGAUGGCUGUGUCCUACUGGAACCUGGUACCGAAAGACCGUUUUAAGUUCCUGGGCCUCUGGAACAGGUUCCUAUUGGGGCGUGGCCAGUUCUCAUAGACGACUUUGUGGAAUUCGCCCGGCCAAUCGUAACGGGAUCCAAACGCAAAACCCACUAAUAACAACUCAGCUCUUGGAAGAGGGGUAGAACUUUGGUUCCUCUUCAUUGACUUUGUAGGAUUUUUUAAAAUACUUUAAGAGAAAACUGUGAAACACUUAAAACAGUGACACUGCACAAUUAUCAGGUAACCACCUAUCAGGGAGGAGUGAGAGGAAAACACAGGAAGCAACUCUUGAGUUUUAUUUCUGUCCUUGUUUGAUGGGAGUCGCCAUGUGCACAUUGUCAGCUGGUGUCUCCGGCAAUACAUGUCCCAGCCUGAGGGCUAGCCGGGAAGAGGCCUUGGUAAUAUCAGUGUUCCAGAAAAGAAUCAGAGAAAAGGAAAGAGCUACAUCUCCUGGCACAGCCACGGCCUCUCUCUCUCUUUCUCUCUUGGAGGAAUGACAAAACAUUGAGAGCAGGGGACCAGCUCUGGGAAUUCAGAUGUAAAAGACCGACUGCUGUGUGUGUGUGUUUCGGGUCGAUUCUUGUUAGUUUGCUUUUUUGUGGCAAGCAGGGCUCUGCGACGACCUUGUUUCUAACCCAAACACUUUGGGACCGACAGAACAGCUUGCAACGUUUGCUCACGAAACAAGCACCAACAAAACUGUUACAGUUGUUAUAUACUGUUUUCUAAAACAGUAUGUACUUAUAAUUAUAUUAAGAAUAAUAUAAAUAUGUUACAUUUAUAAAUAUGAGAGAAAUGUUUUUGUGUAAAUUAAAAAAGAAAUGCAGGUAUAUGAUGCCUCAAUAUAAUUGGAUUGAUUUUGAUUUUUAGGUCUGGUGUGUACCAAGUCAUUUUAUUGUUUUCAAAUCUUUUUUGUUCACUACUGUCUUUUGUUCACUACAUUUUAGCCAUUGAAGUAAAUGGACCAUGCCUUCUCUAAAUGCUAGUCACAUAUGACAUGUGUACAGUAGGGCAGGGCUGCUCAUUCUGGGCCGCAAGGGCAGAAAUACUUUUAUUUUCUACCUGGUCGUGUUAGGGGGAUUAUAUAAAAUAACAAAAAUCAGGUCUUCAAGGGCUGGCCAAUUGUCUGCUGGCCAAUUAAUGACACGACUUGAUCAAUUAAAUGCAAGGCAUAAAUGAAAAGCAGGACUGAGGCAUAGCCGCAGGAAGUAGGUGUGCUGAAAAAUCAGAAUACCAUUUAUUUUGUAAUAAAAUAUAUUAUUACCUUUUAAAAAGGUAGUGCACUGGGCAUUUACUAGUAUUAGCGGACCGAUAUAGAUGUCUGUAGCACGGACAAAAACUUUUUUUCGGCAUCUCUGCUUUGGCAAAAAAGCUUGAUCAGUUUUUGUGCAGUAUUAAUUUACCAUCCUUACAAACCACUUAAUGUAAAUGUACAUUACUGUAUUGUACAUA